AUGAAUUCAUCAUCUUCUGGCUUCAACGUGUCGACUCUGAUUUAUCGAGACUCCUACAGCACAGUUGUAGCCAAAAAUGUGAUUGUUAUGGCUCUUGGCCUCAUCAUCAACUACAUCAACGGUUCCUUGAUUCACACCUUCAGAAAACACCAGAUAUUUUAUGUGAAUCCCCGUUACAUUCUCUUCAUCCACCUGGUGGUAAACGACAUGAUCCAGCUAACGACAACAGUCAGCCUGUUCGUCCUAAGUUACAUCUUCUACAGAAUUAAUGUUUCCUUAUGUUGCCUCAUUGUUACCUUUUCUGUCUUUACAACCCUCAACACUCCAUUAAAUUUAGCUGUCAUGGCUGUGGAGUGUUACAUCGCUAUUUGUUUACCACUGCGACAUGCUGAGUUCUGUACCAUCAAAAGAACUUACAUUCUGAUUGGUUCCAUUUGGGCCAUGAGUGCAGUUUCAACGCUGCCAGAUGUGUUCAUAUUAUUGGCUACAGAGCCUGUGGAGUUAUUUCAUUCUACCAUUUUUUGUCAAAUAGAUGAACUCUUCCGUCACCCUAUGCACCUGAAAAAGAGGGAAGUUUCCUACACAGUUUACCUGAUCGUUGUUUGGCUCACGCUCCUCUACACUUACAUCAGGAUCUUCUUAGCUGCUAGAACAGCUAAAGCAGCUAAAGCAGCUGAAGGAGACACAAAGAAGGCCAGGAACACCAUCCUGCUGCACGGCUUUCAGCUGCUGCUGUGUAUGCUCACCUAUGUAGCCCAUUUGAUUAGAAAGCCUCUGGUGUACAGCUUCCCUGAACAUUAUAUAAAUAUAAUCUUUGCCUCGUAUAUCAUCGUUCAGAUACUCCCCAGGUUUAUCAGCCCUAUUGUGUACGGGCUACGAGACAAUACAUUUAGACAGCAUCUGAAAAAGUAUCUGCUGUGUACAGUGAGAUCAAGCAUCAAACCAUAGACUGCACCACAAUUCAUAUAU
Messenger RNA from Anoplopoma fimbria (sablefish), 969 nucleotides. Its product is annotated as odorant receptor 131-2-like. The transcript has 2 exons. Gene Ontology annotation, cellular component: membrane. Gene Ontology annotation, molecular function: G protein-coupled receptor activity. Gene Ontology annotation, biological process: G protein-coupled receptor signaling pathway. The record is from RefSeq and is a predicted model, not a curated record. NCBI's taxonomy places the organism in Eukaryota, Metazoa, Chordata, Actinopteri, Perciformes, Anoplopomatidae. Bases 1 to 948 code for a protein of 315 amino acids.